This is a messenger RNA of Neoarthrinium moseri, 1782 nucleotides long. RefSeq lists its product as uncharacterized. The record is from RefSeq and is a predicted model, not a curated record. The transcript has 3 exons. The coding region runs from base 1 to 1782 and encodes 593 amino acids. Lineage: Eukaryota; Fungi; Ascomycota; Sordariomycetes; Amphisphaeriales; Apiosporaceae.
AUGAGCAGUGGUUUGGAAGAGGCCUUCGUACCUUCGCCGCAGCAGAAGCAACUCACGAGUACAUCUUUGCAAGAAGGAAGACCCAGUGUGGCAGACCUUCGCCGGUCCUUUGAACAGACAAACACUGGUACACAAAGAAACGCUCACUCAUUCGAGACUCCGAGAUACCGCCUGGACAGGCGAUCCAUUUCCAUUCGUCAUGCAGCUGGGAACAGUGUAGACCGCAAUUCACGUGAACGGAAAGAUGUAGAAACCGAAGUUUUCAAGACUCCGUCGGCACAUAGAACCAAUAAGCUCGAGGCUCCGCCAGGCUCUGGGGAGAAACUUGGCGAACUGAAACCUAGAAAUACAGGCUUGACAUUACCAGGACAGAUUCCUGACGGCGAAUCAAUCCCAACCUCGGCCAUACGUACACCGCCCUCGCUUCCCGUAAGCAAAAGCUCUCGUUCUCAUCAUGAGAUGAUGAAAUCCAGGACAUUGGGAACCCCCAAAACUCUACCAGCCAAGUUUUAUACCGUCGCUGAUGAUGUCAAGCGCCGAUUGCCACCCAAAAUUGACGUCCACGCUUCUGGGAUCGAAAAGGGUGAGAAGUAUAGUCACUCAAGCCCAUAUCACCCCUUGCUUCUUUGUAACUCGGAUAAACAAGAUCGAGUGAAGACAAAUGGCGCACAACGGGAUCUAAAUCUUAUUUUUGUGUCGAAGUCAAGCCAGCUUAUCCCUUUGCGCCGAAGUAUUGACUUUGGAACCCAGACAGACCUGUCCUUUCCGCCGGAGACGUGUUCUGCAUCGCACAACUUCAUCGAGCAUCCUGUCGAGCCCCCUUUCGACGAAGACAUCAACACCGCCCGCACUUACCACCAAAAUCAGUACGAACGAUUUCUCAUGCGACUUCUUGAACGAGAAGAAAUAUCCUGUAGUACAGGAAGCAACUCGGUCGUCCACGAAGUUGAAGCGCCUGUGCCGACUGCACCCACGGCCGUAGAAUCUCACCACCCUAUCCGUAGAGUGUGGCGACGCAUCUCGAGCUCUUUCGCACAGUCACUCGAAGGUGGUCAUGAGAAUAGCCACUAUCGCUCCUCUUACCAGGAAUCUUCCACAAGUUUUGAUCAUAGCCGCUCGCCACAUCAGCGCUCAUUGUUCCCUCUUCUCCCCGCGCGCAAGAGUUUUGCUUUCAUGCAGCGUUUCUCAAGCAAUGGCACACACAAUCUGUUUGGACUCGACGGCGCAAAUCAGUCUGUCCCGGAUGCCGAUAUCUUUAUGAACCCCGAUGCAGCUCAUGGCACGACGAACCUGGCGCGGCAUCCAAGUCACACAAGCACGACAAGCCACAAUACGUCGCUUCCUGCGCAAGACGAGCUUCGUAGGCUGGCGCAGCGUGAUGCUUUCCGGGACAAGCAGACACAGAAGAAACGGGACAAGGAACUGGCCAAGCACGAACGAAGGGAACGACGGAAAGAGAGGCGAUUAGCCAAGCAGGCCGGUAAGCAGACGAGACGAACAGUCUCCAGAGCAGGCUCGACUGCAGAGGCAGAGACAUCAAGCACAAAAGAGCGAGCUUGGGGCCAACAGACAGCCAGUGGUUUCAUGGUGCGUCAAGCUCGCUUGGGGUCCGAUGAGCUGCAAUCACCGAAACCAUAUCGGCCUGGCCAGGUCAAGAAGAUUGUGAACAUGUACAAGGAGAAGAGCAACAGUUUGUUGAGGAUUGCGAGUGGCCACUGGGGCAAUAGCACGGAGCAAGUGAAGGGCAAGGGAAAGGAGAAAGACGAACGCACUUUGUAUUAA